Cuscuta epithymum is the source of this 6442-nucleotide messenger RNA. The record is from the annotation of a GenBank genome assembly. NCBI's taxonomy places the organism in Eukaryota, Viridiplantae, Streptophyta, Magnoliopsida, Solanales, Convolvulaceae.
CGUCCAGUUUGCACUCACUGCAGGCAAAAGGGGCAUGAGAUCGAUUCAUGCUUCAAACUACACGGUUAUCCAGACUGGUGGGAAGAGAAACACCGCCCAAAGGAGCUUUGGGUUCUUCUGCUAACCGCGGUGGGGCGGUUAGGACCCAUGCAAUCAACUCAAACCUCCAGUCAACCGGGGAAGGGGCUUCUUCCUCCCAGAAUUUAGGUGUUCCUGGACUGCCUCCAUUGACUACUGAAUAGGUGCAAGCCAUAUUGAGUGUCCUUAAUAUGGAUUCUCGCUCUUCUGACCGGAUGUCUGGACCUACGCUCGAGGAACCUGAUUGGAGCAGGUGAAAGGCGGGAUGGGCUAUUUUAUUUUAGAGAGGUGCCGACUUUGCAUGCUGUCCAGACAUCUACACUUUCGUCAUUUGAGCUGUGGCAUCGUCGAAUGGGUCAUCCUUCUGAUCGGGUCCUCAAAUUGUUACCUACUUUUGUUUCUAGUUCUCUUCCGAAAACUUUGAAUAAGUCGUGUGAUGUGUGUCCACAAGCCAAACAAGUGCGUGAUUCCUUUCCUGUCAGUAAUAAUAAAUCGAGUAGAAUUUUUGAACUUAUUCAUUGUGACUUGUGGGGCCCAUAUAAGACUCCAUCAACCUGUGAUGCUGUGUAUUUUCUUACUUUGGUGGAUGACUUUUCUCGUGCCGUUUGGGUGUAUUUGUUACGUGAUAAAAAGGAGGUUCACCAUUAUUUUCUCUCAUUUAUUGCUAUGGUUGAAAAACAACACAAUGUUUCCAUCAAAAUUGUCCGUAGCGAUAAUGGGACUGAAUUUAAUUGCAUGCACCCUUAUUUUGAUACUCAUGGCAUUCUGUUCCAAACAUCUUGUGUUCAUACACCCCAACAAAAUGGGAGAGUUGAACGCAAACACAGACAUAUCUUAAAUGUUGCUCGUGCCUUGAUGUUUCAAGCAAAUUUGCCUGUUGCUUUAUGGGGUGAGUGUGUUCUUACUACCGUGCAUUUAAUUAAUCGUACACCUUCUGGGCUUUUGGGAGGAAAGACACCUUAUGAGAUUUUGCAUGGCGUUUCCCCCGAUUUUUCUCAUAUACGCGUGUUUGGCUGUCUGUGUUAUGCUCAUAAUAUUUAUUCCCGUGGCGAUAAGUUCUCCCCACGAAGUCGUCGCGGGGUAUUUGUUGGUUAUCCCACCGGUAAAAAGGGGUGGAAAAUAUAUGAUUGGGCAACCGGAGAAAUAUUUGUGUCCCGGGAUGUAAUAUUUCAUGAGGACGAAUUUCCUUUUUCGGCUAUUCCUCCUGAAAAUGCUGAAGCCUCACUGCCAGAUGUGGAUCCGAGUCCUCCUUUACUUGAUAAUGAGUCCGAAGCUAUCCUCCCAGUCUCAGCUGAAGCUGCUGCCGCGGACCAUACACAUGCAGCUACCGAAGAAGAUCAUUCUGCCGAUGCACCCCUCGGUCGUGGAUUACGUUCUCGGCGUCCGUCCGUUCGACUACGGGACUUUGUCACAAAUCAUGUACAACAUUUAAGCCCAUCCCCGUCCCACACCUCUUCCAUCAGCUCCUCAGGCCACGAACCACAAUCUUUUAAGGAAGCUAUGCAAAGUGAGAGCUGGCGUGAUGCUAUGCAAAGUGAAAUUCGGGCAUUGGAAAAUAAUCAGACUUGGGUAAUGGAACCGCUUCCGCCAGGUAAAAAGGCUCUUGGUUGCAAAUGGGUGUACAAAAUUAAGUACAACUCAGAUGGAACCGUUGAGCGUUUUAAAGCUCGUCUUGUCGUGUUUGGCAACCACCAACAAGAAGGCAUAGACUAUACCGAAACAUUUGCUCCUGUUGCUAAAAUGGUCACCGUCCGCCUGUUUUUAGCUGUAGCUGCCGCUAAAAAUUGGGAAUUGCAUCAGAUGGAUGUUCAUAAUGCAUUUCUUCACGGGGACUUGGAUGAGGUGGUUUAUAUGAAACCGCCUCCUGGGUUCUGUUCCUCUCGGCCUGGGCAGGUUUGUCGACUAAAGAAGUCAUUAUAUGGUCUUCGUCAGGCCCCGCGAUGCUGGUUUGCAAAAUUAUCUGCUUCGCUGAAGCAGUAUGGUUUUCAGCAGUCAUAUUCUGAUUAUUCUCUUUUUACACUGACACAGGGCUCGGCUCAAUUAUUUAUUCUCAUUUAUGUUGAUGAUUUAAUUAUUGCGGGCAAUGAUAGCAGUGCUAUUGCUCGAUUUAAAUCUUAUCUGCAUAAUUGUUUUCAUAUGAAAGACCUUGGAUUUCUGAAGUAUUUUCUUGGGAUUGAGGUGGCUCGUAGUGCUGAUGGCAUCUUCCUUUGCCAGCGAAAAUAUACUCUGGACAUUAUCUCGGAGACUGGACUGCUUGGGGCUAAACCCACGCAUUUUCCUAUUGAACAGAACCAUAACUUGGCUAUUUCUCAGAGUGAUUUUCUGGCUGAUCCGGAGGCCUACCGACGUCUAGUUGGGCGACUUCUUUACCUAUCUUUUACUAGGCCUGAUCUUGCCUAUGCUGUUCAUAUUUUAUCUCAAUUUAUGCAGGCUCCUAGACAGGAUCAUUGGACAGCGGCCUUACGGGUUGUUCGCUAUCUCAAAGGAACUCCUGGACAAGGCAUUCUUCUCAGUUCUACGUGUGACUUAACUCUUACAGGUUGGUGUGACUCCGACUGGGCCAGCUGUCCACUUACUCGUUGGUCUCUUACUGGAUGGAUUGUUUUUUUGGGUACUUCACCUAUCUCGUGGAAGACAAAGAAGCAACAUACUGUAUCUCGUUCUUCCACCGAGGCAGAAUACCGAUCCAUGGCUGCUACCACCGCUGAACUUAAAUGGGCUAAGGGGCUUCUUCUUAGUCUGGGUAUUGAUCAUCCACGUUCUAUGACUCUAUACUGUGACAACAACUCGGCUCUUCACAUUGCUCAUAACCCUGUUUUUCAUGAGCGUACCAAGCACAUUGAGGUUGAUUGUCAUUAUGUUCGUGAUGCCAUUCAAGCGGGAUUGCUCGUUGCUCGUCAUGUCUCUACCACUGAUCAAUUAGCAGACAUCUUCACUAAGGCAUUGGGCAAGCGUCAGUUUCUUUAUCUUCUUCACAAGUUGGGCAUUUUUGAACCUCAUGCUCCAACUUGAGAGGGGGUAUUAGCGUAUUGAUUAUGGGCUUAGCCCACUGUAAUUAAUUUAAUUUAAUUGUAUUUAUUAGUUUUGGCUAAGGGCUCUAUUGUAGAUAAAUACUUGUAUAAAUAUCUUCCCUAAGGGUGAUCAAUAGAGGAGGGGAAUUUACCCUAACAUAUACACACGUCUCUAAACUUAUCAAACAAGCACCCCUAUACUAUUUCUGCUCCUGGUUUUAUUACUACAUCGACACUUGUACACUUGCAAGUUUUAGCCGAUCAGCUUCCCAUUGAUUGAGUAGCCACAGUGUCGCCUGACUGGCCUGAAUUCAGGCGAUGGCCUUUUAGCAUCCGAAUGAGUGCUGCUGGGUUGAGACUUGAGAGACCCCCAGAGUGACCACUGAUUAAUCCCUCCCAUUACUAGAUUCAACCGGACGACAAAAUGAUGCUAGUAGAUCCCCAAAGAAGAAAAUUGAAGCUCUCCAUCAUUGUUGGAAUCACCGCCUCCAGAUCUCCCCAUCAUUGCCCACUUCAGCGCCGGCGGAAUUGCCAAGUCGCUUCUCUCCUGAUACCCUCAUGUCCUCAUUUUCCCUACCAAACUAUUAGGUUUAUAAAUAGUAUUUGGCCAACAAAGAAUGAACCUUCGGCAAACAUUAAUAUCAAAAUUCUGAACCAUACCUAAACUGUAACGAUUUCAUGCUGAAUAUUUUGCAAACCCAUAUUGAAACCAUAUCAAUAUAGUUUCAUACAGUACCAUAGUGUAUAAGGUUUUUUUUUUUACUUAGAUUGAAAAUUUGUGGCCGUUCUGGUAAAUGUCUAGAAUCUGUGUAUUUUUUAACUAUCCAAGUCUGGUUUGGUCUCGAUUGAUCUGGUCUGGGAAUGAAAACAGUCUAAGUAAAAACAUCUUUAAAAUGAUGUAUGCCAAAACUUCAAUGAAUUUAGCAAUUUGCAAUAUGGUAAUUCAGUAGAUGAAACUUUGGUAUAUUUCCUAGCUUAUAGACAAUUGAUCAGUGGUAGAUAGGAAAAGAACUACACACGUGGGCUAUUGUCCUCUGAGAGAAGUUUUAUAUUUUUCUUGAUGGAGAACAAAUUAGAACGUGUUUCUAAGAGAUCUAGAUCACUUUUCUCCAAAAAUAUUAUGGUAUACAUGUGUUGGCUUAAAACAAAAUCCAAGAUGUGGGGUCUUAGCUCUCAAAGGCAAGCUAUUAUAAAAGGGAGAUUCUAUUUACAGCCUCUAUUUUGCUAAGUACAGCCCCCGUUUAGCUCUCAAAGGCAAGCUAUAAUAACAUCCGGAAACUUUUGAACUAAUAACAGUUUACUGAGCGUAAAAUCACAUGCAGAGAUGGAAUCGUUCAGGAUUUAUCUAUUUAUUCUGUAUACACGUCGCCAGCAAUAAGGGAAACACAAAUUUGAUGAAAUCCGUGAAUUCUUGAUUAAAAAGAAGGCUCCAUUCGAGAUUGUAAAUAGAUUUACCUUCAGCCUUCAAGCACCACAUACUAUGAGGGAACCUGACAAUCCCACAUUCCCAUCUAUUACAAGAGUAUAAGCUAAUUACGAAGCACAUAAUAAUCUAUUUACAAUCUCAAGUCCCACCUCAGACUCUACAAAGUAAACAAAUCUCCCAGAAGAGAAAAAGUAAGCAGCAGUUCAGGUCGCAGAAGGAGAAAGAGUUAAAAUUUUGGGACUUAAUUAGCUUAAGCUGCUGAAGACGACGGUGUGCAGAUGAGGACGUUGAGAUGGGAGACCGACAGCCGCCUGCGACUGAGACCCACAAAACCGGAUGUGUGGUUAGAUCCCCGCUCACUACUACUUUGGGCGCAGAGGAAGGUUAGUGUUCAAAGAUCAAAGUCUCACAGGCGAGUAGCCUUCAAUCAUCGAUUGGCGUUAUUUUUGUUAUUUGGGUCACACAGACCACACCUCUGCCCAGCAGCUGUACUUGUGGAAAGAAGAGGACUUUUUGGUUGAGGACGGGAGUGACGAUGGAGUGUCUUGACGUUGCAAGAAUGGGUAUAAUAGGUAUUAUGAAAUAUAUUUUAUCCAAAACGGAACUAAGGGGCUGUAGUUAGCAAAGAUGAGGCUGUGAAUAGAAUUGCCCAUUAUAAAAUCCACUCUGCUCCCCCUCUAUCUCAAAGUAUCUUCGUGACAUGCAAGACAUCGCGACAGAUCUAGGUCUUGCUAAAACUCCCGUAUUUAUCACAUACUUCCUCCGUUCUUUUUUAGUUGCAACGGUCAACAUUUCACACUUGCCAACGCACAUCUUUGACCGUAACUAUAUCUUAAUCUCUAUUAGUUAAAAAUAAUUAAAAAUCAGAUUUUGAAAAUUUGUAAUGAGAUGAAUUGAACAAUAUCUUUUUUAAAAAAUAAUUUUCGUAAAAUAAUACCGUAAAAUGUAGUCAAAGUAGAACACGUGAAUAGUGUAAAAUUCAACAUGUUACGAUUAAAAAGAAACGGAGGAUAGUAUCUUUUAAUCCCUAUUUUGAAUCAACUUUUUGAAGAAUAUAUGCCCAUCAUUGUAAUACUUGAGAUUAGCUUAGAAGAACUAAUAGUAAUAAUCAUACCACCAAGAUUCAUCUUCUAAGAACUCCAUGUUAAGCAUACUUGCACAAAAGUAGUACUAGGUUGGGUGAUCCAGUAGAAGUUUCUCAGGGCACGCAUGAGUGAGGACAAAGUGCGCAGUAAAAUCUUGUGUUGGUGUGUAGGGACAGUACCAGGUCUGGAUGACAUUCAGGAGUAACAACAUUGGAUUCUAUGGGGCCGUGGUGUUACAAUCAUUUCUACUUGUGGCGGAAAUUGAAUAUAUUCUUAUCGUCUCUCACCCCUUCUACAAAACAUGCAUAUCGCUCUCCUUCUAUUUUGCAUCAUUCGUCCAACUUCCUUCUUGUCACGUGCUUGCUCCAUGCACAUAUUAGUUCUCAUGAGUCUCUAGAUGCUUUUGCUCACUCACAAAUAUAAUUAUGUGCAUGUCUAAUGCAUGUAUGACUUCUUUUUUGUUGCAAGAGUGUGUAGCUCUUUCUGCCUCACGCAGAAAUAUAGAUCUCCCUCAACAACCUCCUUAACUCCUUAAAUUCUUCUCCUCUGAUUCAGUUGCCAUCUUUCCCAACCUUUCACCCUUUAGCCUCUGCCUUUUCUAUUCUCUUUUUCCCUUAUCCCUCUUCUACCAGUACCCUCCAUCCAAUUACAUGUUACUAUGGCCAUUCCCUUAUGAAUCUCGAUCGAUCUCCACCAUCCAUCCCAUUUCUUCUACCCCUAAACCCAAAUAUGUUACUCAAUCAAUGAGGGAGCUGUUAUGGCAUUAAGAUAUGAAUGCGCUUAGUCCCUCGCUCCACGUACUGAAGUUGAAUAUCACGUCCGUGCUAAUGCCAAUGCCGAGC